Messenger RNA from Saccostrea echinata, 3583 nucleotides. Its product is annotated as molybdenum cofactor sulfurase-like. Lineage: Eukaryota; Metazoa; Mollusca; Bivalvia; Ostreida; Ostreidae. The transcript has 15 exons. Gene Ontology annotation, biological process: Mo-molybdopterin cofactor biosynthetic process. The record is from RefSeq and is a predicted model, not a curated record. The coding region runs from base 91 to 2652 and encodes 853 amino acids. Gene Ontology annotation, molecular function: pyridoxal phosphate binding; molybdenum ion binding; molybdenum cofactor sulfurtransferase activity.
UGGCAGCCUCCACGAAGUACUAGAUUUUCCUCCAGUAUUUUUUAUUGGGAUGUUCUUCGCGUAAGAGAAGGAGUUACUGCAAAAAUUGUUAUGGCAUUCAGGGAUCUUUACAACAAAGAAAUAGAAUCAAGGAGGGAAUUUGAAUUUCCUCAGCUAAAAGGUUGUACUUAUGUGGAGCACAUUGGGGCCACUCUUUAUUCCAGAACUCAGAUUGAGGCUUACCAGAAGGAGUUACUAGGUAAUCUCUAUGGUAACCCACACAGUCGCAGUGAGAGCAGCAGACUCUCAACUGAUGCAGUGGAUCAAGUUAGAUUCAGGCUUCUAGAACACUUUAAUACAAACCAAGAGGAAUAUACAGUGAUCUUCACAUCAAAUUGUACAGCUGCUCUAAAAACUGUUGCAGAAUGUUUUAAUUUUUCUCAACCAAUGAACAGCAUUGAUAAAGCGAAAGAUGACCAAUCUCAUACCACAUGCCAAACAAAGAAAUCCAAGCAGGGUUGUUUCUGCUAUCUUCUUGACAAUCACACUUCAGUUCAGGGUAUGAGGGAAAGCCUGUGUGACCGGGUAUCAGCCAUUUUGUGUUUAGCAGAAGGAGAUCUCCAGAACAAAGAUGUCUCUAAAUCACAAAUUGUAAUGCAGCAAAGUCCAUAUAUCCCAGGGAAUUGUUUAUUUGUCUAUCCGGCUCAGUCUAACUUCUCAGGCUGUAAAUAUCCACUAUCCUGGAUACAGGAAGUAAAGAACCAGAAAUUUGGUUUCCAGAACCAGUUUACUGGGGACUGGUACACUGUGUUAGAUGCUGCAGCUUUUAUCAGCACUUCACCUCUGAAUCUACAGACUUGUCAACCAGACUUUGUCACUCUGUCCUUCUACAAGAUGUUUGGUUUUCCAACUGGUUUGGGGGCCCUUCUUGUCAAGAACUCAUCAGCCUCACUGUUGAAGAAGACUUACUUUGGAGGAGGGACAGUAGCAGCUAGUUCUGCUACAGAAAUGUUUCGUGUAUUCAGGCCAAACUUGGCAGAUAGGUUUGAGGAUGGCACCAUACCAUUUUUAGACAUUAUUGCUGUUAGACAUGGUUUGGAUGCCUUGAAGAAAAUAGGAGAUGGUAUGGGAAGAAUUUCUGGACACACAUUUUUCAUUGCUAAGUAUUUCCAACAUAAACUUUCUGGUCUUUGUCAUGGUAAUGGCAUGUCCUUGGCUGAGAUAUACACCAAUGGAAACUUCUGUGACCCAGGUACCCAGGGAGGAGUGGUGAAUUUUAACCUUCGGAGAGCUAAUGGGGAAUACAUAGGAUUUGCUGAAGUGGACAAGCUAGCCCAGUUGUACAAUAUUCACCUCAGAACCGGCUGUUUCUGUAACAUAGGAGCCUGUCAAAUGUUCCUCAAUAUAUCCUCAGAAGAUAUCAAGAAAAAUCUGAUGGCAGGACAUGUGUGUGGGGAUGACAAGGAUUUGAUUGAUGAGCAGCCUACAGGGUCUGUGAGGAUUUCCUUUGGCUACAUGUCCACCAUUAAAGAUGCUCAGCACUGCCUCAAGUUUAUUGUGGAGAGUUUCCUGGAAAAUGUCCAAGUGAUGCCCACAUUUACAGAGGACUGGGAUAAAGUAGAGUUUGACGAGGAAUUUCUUCCAUCUGUGAAAACUGACAAAAAGGUGGUCACAGAAAACAAAUUAAAACAGAAUGAAAAUAAAAUUAGUGAUAAUAAGUGCCAAACAUUGACAACUGUUAGACCAUUAGACAUGCCCAGGACAAGAGAUGGGAUUUUUUCUCCUACAGAGGAUAUAAGAAGACUGACCAAUAUAUGUCUGUACCCAGUCAAAUCUUGUGCCGCCUUUACAGUGUUAGAGUGGGAUAUAGGAUCUAAAGGCCUGCUCUAUGACAGGGAGUGGAUGAUUGUAUCUGACAAUGGAGUGGCAAUUAGUCAGAAAAGGGAGCCUAGACUGUGUCUAAUAAAGCCCUCUAUAGAUCUGUUAAAGGGUACUUUGACACUUCACUAUAAAGAUUUGGAGCCACUGAUAGUGCCACUACACAGAGAGGAGAAAGGUCCUCAGUACAACUCCUCUUUGUCUUGUACCAGUAAAGUCUGUAAUGACAGAGUGCUUGGUACUGAUUGUGGAGAUCAUGCAUCAGAUUGGAUCAGUAAAGCUUUACAGAGACCUGGAUGUCGGCUUAUUCAACAAAACAGUAAUUACACAAGAACUAGUAAACUAAGAGAUAAAAACACAGAGGUAAGCCAGGAGGAGAGCCUAUCCUUGACAAAUGAGUCGCAGUACCUACUAAUCACCAGACCAAGUGUACAGGACCUCCACAGCAAAAUCAAAGAGAGGCUGAGCAAUGAAAACGAGGCUGUAGAGCAGAUAGAUCUUGAAAAUCUAGUUUUACGUUUCCGAGCUAAUCUAAUUGUGGAUGGAGGAACAAGCUACCAAGAAGAUAAUUGGGGUAAUCUACAAAUAGGACAGAAUAGAUUUACAGGACAGGGUGGGUGUACUCGGUGUCAGAUGAUUUGUUUGGACCAGGAGACAGGACAGAGGAGUAGGGAACCACUCAGAACACUGGCCGUAUGUAGGGGCCGCAAAAUUCCAUUUGGAAUACAUAUCAGAAAUGAUGAACAAACUGAGGAUGCCAAACUAAGAGUGGGGGAUUUAGUCAAACUGUUAUAAAUAAUUAUUAUAUUGAUAAUAAUAAUAUAUAAGUAAUUUAAUGUGUCUGUGAUCCUAUUUAUGCAGUACUAGACUUACCUGGCCUAUUGAUUACAAAUGACUACACCAUUAAGCAGAUUUCAGCUUUGUUUACACUUAUUGCUCACAUUGUUAUUAUUUACCUUGAUUCAUUGUUAUUUCUUUUUUUUUCUUUUUUUUUUUUUACAAUCAAUGCAUAAUGGCUAACUAUAGAUACAAUGCUACGGUUGAACAAUUGGAUACAUUUUAUUUGUAUAAUAUUAUCAUGUAUUAUGUGCCAUGUUUUACAUUCCAUUAUAGUGCUACUGUUUUAUGGCAAAGAAAAUAAUUGUUAUCUAUAUACAUGUUUAUAAUUCCAUUAACCUUUGCAAUCAUUUGUUUUAAAUCUCUUGUUUUGAUUUUGAGGUCACAGGGUCAAGUCUAGAUAGUUUAUUUAUAGACAUCUACCAUUUGUACAAUGAAUUCCAACAAUACUGGUGCUAAAUUUUAUCCUUAUAUAUUCCUUUUUUUUAGUGUUUUUAGCUCACCUGAGCUGAAAGCUCAAGUGAGCUUUUCUGAUCACAUUUUGUCCGGCGUCCGUCUGUCUGUCUGUCUGUCUGUAAACUUUUCACAUAUUCGACUUCUUCUCAAGAACCACUGGGCCAAUUUCAACCAAACUUGCCACAAAGUAUCCUUGGGUAAAGGGGAUUCAAGUUUGUUCAAAUGAAGGGCCACACCCUCUUUCAAGGGGAGAUAAUUAGGAAUUACUGAAAAAAUAAUGGCAUCAUUUAAAAAUCUUCUUCUCAAGAACCAUAGGGCGAGGAAAGAUGAAACUCACGUGGAAGCAUCCUUAGGUAGUGUACAUUCAAGUUUGUUCAAAUCAUGACCCUCGGGGGUAGGGCGGGGCUGCAAUGGAGGAUCAAAGUUUUACAUA